Molecule: messenger RNA, 1898 nt
Organism: Clunio marinus
Lineage: Eukaryota; Metazoa; Arthropoda; Insecta; Diptera; Chironomidae
Source: the annotation of a GenBank genome assembly
AUGAAAUAUCCCAAGAUGGCUAUGGUACCACCUCAACAACAACAACAACCAAUGGAUAAUAUAUCAAAAGUAAAGAGUUUACUGCAGCCUUUGAGGGAAGCACUUAAAAACGUUUUUACUGCGGCAGCACAUUUAUUAAAUCAAAACAAUCUGCCAAAUGACAAACAAACUCCUCGAUUUGACAAAUAUUUGGAAGUAUUCUUUUCAAUUUGUGAUCAAAUCGAACAAAACUUAAUAACAGCAAAAAAAUGCAUCCAACAGAGUAGUAAUGCUCAAGUUUAUCUUCCCGUUCCCGUUGUUACAACAGCUCAAGAGAAUGCGCUUUCCUAUAUGCAGUUCCGGGAUCUCGUCAAUACUCAAAUUUCCUACGCUAAAGACGUGCAUGACACUCUUGUUGGUGGAAAUGCUAAUGCAAGUUCGUUCUUCCGUCAACAUAAUUGUAACACCAGUGACGCCCAACAGAAGUACACUUCACGGGCUGCCCAACUCUAUAGAGAUAAGCUAUCGAAUUUAGCUCAACAAGCGUGUAAAUUGCACGGGUCAACGCUUAUCAUCAAUGAGCCGCAUUACCACCAUGAAGAAACGAAGGUGGAGAGCGAUUUCUUUGCCGAUUGCGAGAAUGCAAAUUUCAAUUCCGAAGAAAAUGUUGAGACAUCAACUAAUAACAUUGAAUUGCCUACAACAAAGCCUCAAGUCUCAUUAGGUUCAUUUUUGGAUAAUGAUGGCGCUGAACCAAGUGUGGAUUUCUUGCACUCGAAUGUUCCUAUUGAAGCUCCUAAGUCAAACAUUGGAGUGCGAAAAAUUCAACCAAAAAAAGGUGGAAUUGGUGCUAAGAAAGGUUUAGGCGCAACAAAAGUAAAAACAAAUUUCGCUGAUAUUGAACAACGUGCCACUUUAGCUGACCAAAUGAAGGAGCCAAUUAUAGAGAAAAAGCUCACAGAAGAAGAGGAAGCUGAAGCUAUUACUAGCGUUCGUCUUGCUUAUCAAGAUCUGUCUUUACAAAAGCAAAAAGAGGAAGAGCGAUUAAAGAAUGUUGAUCCAAAUAAAGCAAAACAAAUGGAACGUCUUGGAAUGGGCUUUGGAAAUCGUGGUGGAGUGUCACAUUCAAUGUUAACUGAUAUGCAGACAAUCAAUCAAGAUCAGGCUCCUUUGAGUAUGAAAUCUUCAUCUAAGAAUGACAAUAACUCAAAGUCAUCAGACUUCUUUGAUGAUUAUUCAACUUCAAUGUAUAGCAACAAUUCAAGCAGUAGCAACAGUAAACAAGAUUUCCGUGACGCCAUGAUGAUGGGUUUUGAACCAAUUGAUUCGAAACAAGACAUUCACACGAUGUUCUCACCGGUUGAGAAAAAGGAAUCAUCAAAUAAAAAUGUUAAUGAUCGUCAACCAUCAUCAUCGUCAUUCACAAGAAAUAAUCGAGAAACGAAAUCAUCAGUGACAACGCCGUCAAACAAUUAUGACACUGAUUCUAUUCAAAAGAAAUUUGCUGGCGCAAAAGGAAUAUCUUCGGAUCAAUUCUUUGGUAAUGAACAAUCGUCAUUCGAAAAGUCUGCAAACUUAUCAAAAUUCCAAGGAUCAUCGUCAAUCUCAUCGGCUGAUUAUUUUGGUGAUGGAACACAAUCAAAUACUUCAAGACGUAAGAAAUUUAAAGAAUUCAAAUUCAAAGAAUGAAAAUUUAUAAUAAAAAAAUUAUNUGGAAAUUUUUUAUCAUCGAUUCUAAAAUGAAGUCUUUUGAAAACUUUUUCUUUAUCAAAAUUUAUUACACAAAUGAAGAAUAAAAAAUUAAUAAUAAAAGAAUUUGAAUUUAUUUUCUUUUCAAGAGUCGCUUGGGUUUUGAUUUUUUGCCUAUUGUUGACUUCUUCAUCAUCGGUUUUGUCGGUUUUUUGAUGACAUCCGAAGUU